GUACCAGUAGAGCAAAAGUGACUCAUGUGUUCAUCAGUUCUGGUGAAAAUGUCCGGCUGUCCUGUAGUGAUGCUCUUCCUGACUGCAAAUCAACUACAUGGAACUAUAACAGAUUCAGCAAUUCAACAGCAGUUGAACUGAUUGCUGGAGGGAAAAAGAAGAAAGACACAGAGAGCCAUGUGAGACUACGUCUGGGGUCUGACUGCUCUCUGAACAUCAAAAACAUCUCAAAAGAAGAUUAUGGAUAUUACACCUGCCAACAAUAUGUGAAUGGAGACCUACAAGGAAAUGAUACACAUGUUUAUAUGCAUGUUCUUCAUGUCUCUCCAUCAUCAUCAUUAUCACCAUCAUCCUCAUCCUCAUCCUCACAGACUGAGAUCAGUGCAGGCCGCUCUGUGACUCUCUCCUGUCAGUUGUAUUCAUAUGAUGGAGUCUUUUGUGAUGAUUGGAUCCGUUCUGAGAGAAUUGAGCUGUUCUGGGUGAAUCAGGCUGGUGUUAAACUGACAAGAUCAGACUCCAGAUAUCAGAUAUUAUUCUCGUCAGAUCACUGUAUCAUCACUCUGAAUACAACACUCCUGAAUGAAGAUCACAACAGAGAGUGGAGAUGCAAUGUUACUCACAGAGAUCAAGUCAAGACCUCAGUCACAUACACUGUCGAAGGUUCAGCUCAAGCUAAUUCAGCGACAGCAGUGAUUCCAGUCCACAACACAAACUCUCAGGAUCCCUCAACUGCAAACACACAUCAAACUAAAG
Sinocyclocheilus rhinocerous is the source of this 753-nucleotide messenger RNA. RefSeq lists its product as uncharacterized. The annotation marks the transcript as partial. Gene Ontology annotation, molecular function: MHC class II protein binding; protein tyrosine kinase binding. The record is from RefSeq and is a predicted model, not a curated record. NCBI's taxonomy places the organism in Eukaryota, Metazoa, Chordata, Actinopteri, Cypriniformes, Cyprinidae. Gene Ontology annotation, cellular component: membrane raft; external side of plasma membrane. The transcript is spliced from 3 exons. Gene Ontology annotation, biological process: T cell activation; positive regulation of ERK1 and ERK2 cascade; interleukin-15-mediated signaling pathway.